This is a messenger RNA of Xylona heveae TC161, 585 nucleotides long. RefSeq lists its product as hypothetical. Gene Ontology annotation, cellular component: mitochondrial inner membrane; mitochondrion. The record is from RefSeq and is a predicted model, not a curated record. NCBI's taxonomy places the organism in Eukaryota, Fungi, Ascomycota, Xylonomycetes, Xylonales, Xylonaceae. The transcript is spliced from 2 exons. Gene Ontology annotation, biological process: mitochondrial respiratory chain complex IV assembly. The coding region runs from base 1 to 585 and encodes 194 amino acids.
AUGGCAGCUGACAGUCGAGAGGACACCGCAGCAUCUCAACCGCCAAGCGGACAUCCCGCUGAUCAAGCCGCAGCAUCCACGCAUGAUCAAAAAGUCUAUGAAACCUUUAAUCUUCCCCCAGAGAGCGCCAAUAUUCUUCCAGGCGGCUCGGUAAAUACCGCCGGGGGCACAUCUCCCGAAGCAGGAUUCAUGGAAGCAGCGAAGACUAUUCAGAUCUCGGACUUUCAAAAUGUGCAUAAACAGCCUUGUGUUCGCGAUUCCCUGCUGACAGGGAUUGCAAGUGGCUUUGGGCUGGGAGGUGUUCGGGCUGUGUUGGGCGCACCAUUGCCCAAGGCGUCUAAUUGGGCCGUCGGAACUUUCUGUGUCAUGUCCUUUGCUGCCUACGAGUACUGCCAGAUCAAGAGACAUAUGGAAUUAGAGGGAAUGAAGAGAGCGGUCGAGAUCAUAGACAAGAAAAAGGUUGACCGAGAACAGAAGAUGGAGGAGGCGCGGCUCGCCCGACGAAAAGCCAAAGAGGAAGCAGACCAACAAGCUGAAGAACAUGCGAAGUCGAAGGGAGGCUGGGGCUCCUGGAAGGGUUGGUGA